Ochotona curzoniae (black-lipped pika) is the source of this 1095-nucleotide messenger RNA. It is a transcript of the gene IL23A, whose product is annotated as interleukin 23 subunit alpha. Gene Ontology annotation, molecular function: cytokine activity. Gene Ontology annotation, cellular component: interleukin-23 complex; extracellular region. Gene Ontology annotation, biological process: immune response; positive regulation of T cell proliferation; positive regulation of T-helper 17 cell lineage commitment. The record is from RefSeq and is a predicted model, not a curated record. Bases 517 to 1095 code for a protein of 192 amino acids. NCBI's taxonomy places the organism in Eukaryota, Metazoa, Chordata, Mammalia, Lagomorpha, Ochotonidae. The transcript is spliced from 4 exons.
UCCUUUUCAGAGAUGACUACAGGCUUCUCUGUUUUUUUUUUUUUUUUUUCUUAGACAAGAGGAAGCAAGGAAAUGAGGUUUGGGGUGGGGCUGUAGUGGAGAGGCAAAAAGAUCAGGGGAAGAUUAAACAGGAAGGAACUUGAGACCAGAUUUAUUUAAAUGUCUGUUUCUCCUCAUGAUUCCUGGAGAGCAUUACACAUGUGUCUCAGCCAGCGCCCUCUGGCCACAGUGACCACAGCACUGGGUUCCCCCACAGCAAUGGGGGGAGGAGGGGCUUCAUACCUGGGCUCUCCCAGUGGCGGGGUGAUGAAUGAAGGGGAAAUCCCCCCUGCUCUGAGUCACCUGUCAGCAAAAGGGGCGGGCCUUACAAUGCUGGAACCUUAAAAAAGGACUCUGGGGCCACAGGAGUUAAAGGACAGGAAGCAGCCGAAGAACCGGAUCUCAGAAUCCAACAACCAAGGCCGAACAGAGGGCCAGGUGCGUGAAGAUUUUCUCCAAGGACCGGUGCGAUUCGAGAUGCAGGCUGGAAUGCUCCUACCACUGCUGCUGCUGCUGCUGUUGCCAGCUGCCCAAGUCUGGGCCAUGCCUGUGGACAGUGGCCUUGACUGGACUCAGUGCCAGCAGCUCUCCCAGCAGCUCUGCACACUGGCCUGGAAUGCACAUUCGCUAGGGGCACAUGUGGACCUACCAAGAGAAGAGGGCGAUGAAGAGACUUCCGGUGAUAUUGUCCCCCGGAUCCAGUGUGAGGAUGGCUGUGACCCCCAAGGACUCAGGGACAACACUCAGUCCUGUCUGCGGAGGAUCCGUCAAGGUCUCAUGUUUUACGAAAAGUUGCUGGGCUCGGACAUUUUCACAGGGGAGCCGGCUCUACUCCCUGAUGGCCCUGUGGGUCAGCUUCAUGCCUCUCUCCUGGGCCUCAGCCAACUCCUUCAGCUCAAGGGUCGCCAUCAGGAGACUCACCUAACCCCAAGCCUCAGUCAGAGCCAACCAUGGCAGCGCCACCUUCUCCGCUUCAAGAUCCUACGCAGCCUACAGGCCUUUCUGGCUGUGGCUGCUCGGGUUUUUGCUCAUGGGGCGGCCACCCUGAGCCCCUAG